This is a messenger RNA of Artibeus jamaicensis (Jamaican fruit-eating bat), 1037 nucleotides long. RefSeq names its product casein kinase 2 beta (gene CSNK2B). Gene Ontology annotation, cellular component: cytoplasm; protein kinase CK2 complex. Lineage: Eukaryota; Metazoa; Chordata; Mammalia; Chiroptera; Phyllostomidae. The record is from RefSeq and is a predicted model, not a curated record. The transcript has 7 exons. Gene Ontology annotation, molecular function: protein kinase regulator activity. Bases 250 to 897 code for a protein of 215 amino acids.
GAUCUGGUCCGCCACCGAGGGAGGAAGGAAGAGGUGGCCUGAGGGGUGGAGGCUGGAUGUGGGUUCUCCAAUGAAAAGGACCUUCGGGGCAGCUGCAGGCCAUGAGAAAAGGAAGAGCGCAGCUCUUGCUUCGAAAAGAUAGACUUCUAAACCCUUGGGAAAGGCACCGGGACGGGCAGAGACCUGCGGUUGCAGGGAGCCCAGCCAGGGCUGCCCUUCCGGAGCGUCAAGGAUGUGGCUGACGUGAAGAUGAGCAGCUCAGAGGAGGUGUCCUGGAUUUCCUGGUUCUGUGGGCUCCGCGGCAAUGAAUUCUUCUGUGAAGUAGAUGAAGAUUACAUCCAGGACAAAUUCAACCUCACUGGACUCAAUGAGCAGGUGCCUCACUAUCGACAAGCUCUAGACAUGAUCUUGGACCUGGAGCCUGAUGAAGAGCUAGAAGACAACCCGAACCAGAGUGACCUGAUUGAGCAGGCAGCUGAGAUGCUUUAUGGAUUGAUCCACGCCCGCUAUAUCCUCACCAACCGUGGCAUCGCCCAGAUGUUGGAAAAAUACCAGCAGGGAGACUUUGGCUACUGUCCGCGUGUGUACUGUGAGAACCAGCCAAUGCUUCCCAUUGGCCUUUCGGACAUCCCAGGUGAGGCCAUGGUGAAGCUCUACUGCCCCAAGUGCAUGGACGUGUACACACCCAAGUCAUCAAGGCACCACCACACGGACGGCGCCUACUUCGGCACCGGUUUCCCUCACAUGCUGUUCAUGGUGCACCCUGAGUACCGACCCAAGCGGCCCGCCAACCAGUUUGUGCCCAGGCUCUACGGUUUCAAGAUCCAUCCGAUGGCCUACCAGCUCCAGCUCCAAGCCGCAAGCAACUUCAAGAGCCCAGUCAAGACGAUUCGCUGAUUACCCACCCCCUGCCCCUCAGUCUUUGACACCUCCAUUCCUUUGCUGCCACCCUUUCAGGAACCCUCUAUGGUUUUUAGUUUAAAUUAAAGGAGUCAUUAUUGUGGUGGGAAUAUGAAAUAAAGUGGAAGAAAAGGCCA